This is a messenger RNA of Girardinichthys multiradiatus, 944 nucleotides long. RefSeq names its product isoamyl acetate hydrolyzing esterase 1 (putative) (gene iah1). The record is from RefSeq and is a predicted model, not a curated record. Gene Ontology annotation, molecular function: hydrolase activity, acting on ester bonds. The transcript has 6 exons. NCBI's taxonomy places the organism in Eukaryota, Metazoa, Chordata, Actinopteri, Cyprinodontiformes, Goodeidae. Bases 92 to 823 code for a protein of 243 amino acids.
CUUCAAUCCACAAGGUGGCGGUAAUCCACCUAAAAGUUGUUUGCAUACCGCCAUUAAAAGGACGAAGUAAAAUCAAAACAGAGAAGGUUAAAUGAUGUCCAAGUUUAGCACAGUAAUUUGGCCCAAAGUCAUUUUAUAUGGUGACUCCAUCACUCAGUUUUCCUUUCAGGCCAAUGGAUGGGGAGCAGAAACUGCAAAUAAGCUUGCAAGAAAAUGUGACGUUGUGAACAGAGGACUGUCUGGCUACAACUCCAGAUGGGCGAAGAUCAUCCUUCCUCGCCUGAUCAGCAGCCAGAAUCCAGCAGAAAACCACAUAGCAGCUGUUACCGUCUUCUUUGGAGCCAACGACGCUUCGCUGGAAGAUGAGAACCCACAGCAGCAUGUCCCUCUACAGGAGUAUUCAGAGAACCUGAAGGAUAUCAGCAGGUUUCUGACCUCAGCUGGUGUUUCAGCAGACAAAGUCAUCUUCAUUACGCCUUCUCCGAUUCACGAGCCGGCCUGGGAGAAGGAGUGCAUUCUCAAAGGAUGCCCUCUCAAUCGGCACAACUCGGUGGUGGGACAGUACGCUCAGGCCUGUGUUCAGGCAGCCGGUCAGUGUGGGUCAGACGUCCUGGACCUCUGGACACUCAUGCAAAAAGAUGGACAAGACUACACCGUCUACCUCUCUGACGGGCUGCAUCUCUCGGAGAAGGGAAACCAGUUUGUGGCCCGGCAUCUCUGGAGCCUGUUAGCUGGCCGCGUGGCUCACCUACCCUUCAUCCUGCCUUACUGGGGAGACGUGGACGCCAAGAACCCAGAGACUAGCCUCCUCUGUAACUCAUGAGAAAGAGAAACAGCUAAAAACAAGCAGUGGAUUGAACACUUUACAAAGGUUCAUUUUAUUUUUUUGAUUUGCAGCAACCUAAAUAUUAAUGUUUAAGGUGUAAAAUAAAGAUUUUUUUUUA